Exaiptasia diaphana is the source of this 464-nucleotide messenger RNA. RefSeq names its product deleted in malignant brain tumors 1 protein. Gene Ontology annotation, cellular component: membrane. Lineage: Eukaryota; Metazoa; Cnidaria; Anthozoa; Actiniaria; Aiptasiidae. The record is from RefSeq and is a predicted model, not a curated record.
AUACUGAGAUAAGCAUCCAAAAAGUUGAGCAAAGUUUUAACUAAAAACGAUCAUGGAGUAUUUGGUCAUCUUCAUGUUGGCUGCACUUUAUGUCAAUAUACCAGGAGUUUGGUGCCAGGGUGUGACAACAUCGACCAAUUGCCCUGGAACGAGCCAGAGUCCUGGUCGGAUCACCUCACCUAAUUACCCUUCCAACUAUCUAAACGGACAAAGCUGCUAUUGGUUACUAACAGCUAACGCAGGAGCUGUCCAUCUUUCGUUUGAGCACUUUUAUACUGAGCAAUGCUGUGACAAAGUCAGGGUGUAUGACGGCGGUUCAAGCUCAUCUAGUCAAAUUGAUGAAUACAGCGGCACCUCAAUUCCAAGCAACCUAACAAGCUCGUCCAAUCAGAUGUACAUUACAUUUACUUCUGACGGUUCCGUAGUCUAUACAGGGUUUGUCAUAAAAUAUACUCGUAGCGUCG